This is a messenger RNA of Pieris macdunnoughi, 462 nucleotides long. The record is from the annotation of a GenBank genome assembly. NCBI's taxonomy places the organism in Eukaryota, Metazoa, Arthropoda, Insecta, Lepidoptera, Pieridae.
AUGGAAAUAUAUUUAGUACAAUUAAACCUUUUAAUUGAUAGGAAAUUUUCGACACCAGUUGAUAUACCAAGAGUCUGUGAAAAUCGACCAGCACCAGGUUUAUUGCUUAGAAAAUGCAAUACCUACAGUGCCCUCAAAACAAUUCAAAACAAUUGCGCGUUGGCAAAUGCCUCUCGCGGCUACCUUGUGGUGGAGGGUUACGUGGGACCUCGCUACUGUGCAUACCGAUUACGCCACCAGCAAUCGCCCGAAGCAGGGUUCGAGUAUUCAGAUAUGAUAGAUCCAUGGCACCUCCGUGCACAAGAUCUAAACGAAGACAUGCUGCGCCGACUCCGCGAGAUGCACAUCGAGGAUCUAGAGACCCCUGGUGAAGUCUACCUCGGAUACGGACUGCACAACUCCCUCCUAACUAAAACUAGACUAGGUGAAAUCGAUGAUGUAUCAAAAAAAGACAGGAGUUGA